GCAAAUAUUCAACUUUUUUUUUUACUAAAUUAUUGGCAUUGCUAACUAUAACACAACAUAAUCUAAACACCCCUGACUGAAGCUACUUCCUGUAGUAGAUGGCCAUCUGUCCCAGAGUUGUAUUAUUUGUGUAACCAAGCGACAGGCUUGAGUGACGCAUUUAUUCAAACUGUCUCUGCCAAUAAAAGCCGUCUAUUAUGAGCAGAUGUCAAUAUUUCUCUCUGACCCGUCUUCAACCGAACCAUUCAUCUAAACAGAUGUAACCAGAUACAUGGCUCUUUGAAACCAAAAUUAAAACACAAACUGUUGACUCUUGACCAAGCAGAUAUGAAGCUGAAUUUUUUUCUUCUCAUUCUGUUGGGCUAUUGUUGCUUCAUGGACUGUCAGCUCUAUGAGUUUCACUACAUCAAUGAGAAUAAGAACUGGACUGAAGCUCAGCAGUACUGCAGAGAGAAACACACUGACCUGGUCACAGUGACUAACAUGGAGGGCCUGAACAGACUCCUCAGCAAAUCACCAGGAUCAAUGACAGAAGCUUGGAUUGGUCUGUACGAUCAAACACAUGGUACCAGAACAUGGCGCUGGUCUCUGCCUGGAGUGGAGUUUAAUGAAAAUGAGACAAAAUGGAACGAUAAUGAGCCAAAUGAUAACGAUAUUGAAAACUGUGGGUUUAUUGUAGAAAGUCUAAAGUGGGGCGACCUCUCUUGUAACAGACAGAAGUACUUUAUCUGCUAUAAUGAAAGAAAAACUUCAGAUAAAUUCUAUCUGAUAAAACAAAGUAAGACCUGGCUGGAGGCUCAGAGUUACUGCAGAAAGGAGCACACAGACCUGGUCAGUGGACUGGACCAGGUGACUGAUGAACAGCUGAAGAAUGUACUGAAAUCGACAAACAGUUUGCAAGACGGACUAAAAUAUGUGUUUAUGGGUCUGAUCAGAGACUCCUGGAGGUGGUCAGAUGGAAGCAGUUUCUCUUUCAGACACUGGAAUCUACAGUUUGAUGAUGAGAAAUACAACAGUGGUCAAUGUGCCAUGACUGUGUUUAGUGAUGGAGGCAGAUGGAAGAAUGAGAACUGUGCUGAAAGAAAACCCUUCAUCUGUUAUGAUGAUAAACUGAUUCUGAUCAACAAAAAUAAAACCUGGGAGGACGCCUUGACCUACUGCAGAGAGAAUCACCAUGACCUGGUCACCAUCACCAACAUGGAUGACCAAAUAUGGGUCCAGGAGAAAACCAAGAAGGCCACAAGUCCUCUAGUCUGGAUGGGUCUGCGCUACACCUGCACUCUGGAUUUGUGGUUCUGGGUCAGUGACGAGGUGGUCAGCUAUAAGAACUGGGCCAAAGAUGAACCGAUGGAUGACUGUGACAUGUCUGGAGCCAUGGAGACGGGAGGAAAAUACAAGUGGUUUAAAAGAAAUGAUGCAGACAUGUUUAACUUCCUCUGUUCUACAUAACCACCAGGAGAAUAAGUGAUGUGUUAUACAUCACAUGCAGUUUAAUUUUGUCUGUUAUGUGUCUUAAUUAUUUUUAUUAUCUUGCUCUAUGUUAACCACAUGUAAACUAUUGAUACAGAUUUGCCACAACCCAGUUCCUGUUUUUACUCAGUCAUGGUGUGUAUUCUGUUAUUUCCUGUUAUGCAUAGUACACUCAUAUCAAAAGUAAUUUGCACUUAGCAGCUUUGUAAAGCUAAAAAAACUCCAUAUCUGGGCUUCUUUGCCAAACAUAAAUAUAAGCUUCGCUCAAUGGGGAAAUGCUCUCAGAUGAAGAGAAGCACACACACUUCCAAAUUAAAGAAAGUAUGGUUGAGUUCUUUAGGGUAUAUUUCCAAUUAAAAAUAUAUAUUUUUCAGCAUGAAGAUCUCAAACUAAUACUAAUGUUGCUUUUCUGUGAGAAACUGAAUUGCAUAAUUAAAGAUGGGUUCUUUCAGGUU
This is a messenger RNA of Poecilia reticulata (guppy), 1925 nucleotides long. RefSeq names its product C-type mannose receptor 2-like. The record is from RefSeq and is a predicted model, not a curated record. NCBI's taxonomy places the organism in Eukaryota, Metazoa, Chordata, Actinopteri, Cyprinodontiformes, Poeciliidae.